Tupaia belangeri chinensis (Chinese tree shrew) is the source of this 1546-nucleotide messenger RNA. RefSeq names its product Rh blood group CcEe antigens (gene RHCE). Gene Ontology annotation, cellular component: plasma membrane. The record is from RefSeq and is a predicted model, not a curated record. Gene Ontology annotation, molecular function: ammonium channel activity. The transcript has 10 exons. Lineage: Eukaryota; Metazoa; Chordata; Mammalia; Scandentia; Tupaiidae. Bases 87 to 1337 code for a protein of 416 amino acids. Gene Ontology annotation, biological process: ammonium transmembrane transport; ammonium homeostasis.
GUGUCUGCUAUCACGCUCUCAGAGGGUGUGGGGAGGGGGGGCUGGUGCCUGGUGCUGGCGGAGCCUCGGCACAAACACAACCCGGAAUGGGCUCCAAGUACCCGCGGUCUGUCCGGGGCUGCCUGCCCCUGUGGGUCCUAACUGUCGAGACUGCCUUCAUUCUCCUGUUCUUCUUUUUCACCUCCUAUGAUGACACGUCAACGGAUCAGGAGACGCUCAUGGGGACUUAUCGAGUCUUCCAGGAUGUUACCACCAUGGCGGCCCUCGGCUUGGGCUUCCUCAACGCCUCUUUGUGGAGACACGGCUGGAGCGGCGUGGCCUUCAACCUCUUCCUGCUGGCCCUCGGGGCACAGUGGGCGGUCCUGCUGGACGGCUUCCUGAACCAGUCCAUCAGACAGAAGACCAUCCUCCAUCUGCCCAGAAUCCAGAAGGCCACCGUGAGCGCCCUGUCAGUGCUGAUCUCGGCGGGGGCUGUCCUGGGGAAGGCCAACUUGGUGCAGCUGGUGUUGAUGGCGCUGGUGGAGGUGACGGCCUUCAGCACCAUGAGGAUGCUCGGCCUGACAGUCCUCGGGGUGGAUGACCACAGCAGCAUGAUGAGCAUCCACGUGUUUGCAGCCUACUUCGGGCUGGCUGUGUCCUGGUGCCUCUCCCGGCCCCUGCCCAAGGCAGCGGAGGAGAAAGAGCAGACAGCGACUAGCCCCAGUUUGUUUGCCAUGCUGGGCACGCGCUUCCUGUGGAUGUUCUGGCCGAGUUUCAACGGGAUGCUGUUCGUUCAGGUGGAGAGGAUGAAAGCCGUGUCCAACACCUACUACGCCCUCGCGGUCAGCACGGUGACAGCCACCUCCGUGUCAGCCUUGGCUCAUCCCCAAGGAAAGAUCAACAUGACUCAUAUCCACAACGCGGUGCUGGCUGGAGGCGUGGCUGUGGGCGCCACGUGUCACAUGAUCCACUCUCCGUGGUUCUCCAUGGCGCUGGGCCUCGUGGCCGCCUUGAUCUCCAUCGGAGGAGCCAAGUGCCUGCCGGUGUGUCUCAAUCGCGUGCUGGGCAUCCACGACAGCUGCGGCGUGCACUACACCUUCGGCCUGCCGGGCCUGCUCGGAGGGGUCGCGUACAUCGUGCUGAUGGUGACCCACAGCAUCUGGAGUGGGAAGAACAGGAUCUUCUACCAGGUGCUCGUAGACACGGGGGCACUCAGCUUGGCCAUGGCGAUGGGUCUGCUAUCUGGUCUCCUGGCAGGUCUGCUCCUCAGUCUCAAAGUAUGGAAGGCACCGCCUGUGGCCAAAUAUUUCGAUGACCAAGCUUUCUGGGAGUUUCCUCAUCUGGCUGUUGGAUUUUAAGCAAAGCAUCUACGAAAACCGAGAAAAUCUAAGAGAACAAGACGCCCUUUCACUGCUGCCCACUUCUGUAUGGAACAAGCACUCGUGACAGCCACACCCCGAUACACAAGGAAACACGGCCACAGACAGACUUGCUAUCAAAAAUAAGACUAGACCCUUGUUUAAGAGCUAACUGAGUGACAGCUUUAAAUAAAUGGUUCCAUUCAGGA